UAGGGGGCUCGAGCAGACAAUUCAGUCCCGUGAGCAGGUCACAGAAGUAAACAUAAAAACAAAGCCCACGCUCCGCGCGCUCUGGUGUGUCUAAUGUGUCGAGCCGUUUCCUCCGUCGUCUCACAAAGUGCCGCCGCUGUCUGUCAGCGGCACUGACGCGGGCCGCCAGCAUCCUCUCCGGCAUCCACAAGUGAAUGAGGAGGGCCGGUGGCCCACAGGGAGGGGUCGUUUGCUUCCAGGGCUGCCUCCUCCUGGAUGGAGCAGGCAGCGAUGGCCAUGGGAGAUGUCUCGAAAAAAGCAUCUACUCGGAACCUGGCGGUGGAGAGGAAAAACCUCCUCACGGUCUGCAGGUUUUCGGUUAAGACCCUGCUGGAGAAAUACACGGCCGAGCCCAUCGAUGAUUCAUCAGAAGAGUUCGUCAAUUUCGCCGCCAUCCUUGAACACAUCCUCAGCCAUCGUUUCAAAGGCUCUAGUAGCUGGUUCGAUGGUCAGAGGAGUUACUGGGACUACAUCCGCCUGGCGUGUGCUAAAAUCCCCAACAGCUGCAUUAGCAGCAUUGAGAGCAUGGAAAACAUCAGCACCUCACGAGCCAAGGGCCGAGCCUGGAUGAGAGUAGCCCUGAUGGAGAAGAGGCUAUCUGAAUACAUCGCCACUGCCCUGAGGGACAGCAGAACAACCAAGAGGUUCUAUGCAGAGGGAGCCAUCAUGUUAAGAGAAGAAGCUACAGUGCUAACAGGGAUGCUAAUAGGUCUUGGAGCUAUAGACUUUAGCUUCUGUUUAAAAGGGGAGGCCCUGGAUGGGAAAUCUCCUGCAGUGAUUGACUAUACUCCAUACUUGAAAUUCACACAAAGCUAUGAUUACCUGAGCGAUGACGAUGACCAGCAGAGUGUUGACAGCAGCGCGAGUGACGACAGCGUCCCUGAACAUCCUUACAUCCCCCUGGUCACAGACGAGGAGAGCUGGAGCACAAAGUGUCGCAAGAUGGAGCAGAGGUUCAAGAUUGUCAAUGCACAAAAGGGUUACCUGGAGGAGCUUGUACGUCUGCGUGAGUCACAGCUGAAGAACACAGAGACGGAGAACAAGAGGCUAAAGGCUCGGCUGGAGGAGCUGCAGACCCAGAGCCAACAGGAGAAAAGGGAACUGGAGGCCAUCGUCUUGGAGCUUCAGGAGCAACUGACAAGCUUGAUUCCGUGUGACUCCAACCACUUGGCGAAAAACCUCUCAAUCCCACUCGUCAACCAGUGGCCAACGCUCGAGCCGUUCGACAGCCAAGAGGACGUGAAGCUGUUUCGCAGGAGGAGUUUUCCAAGCACAGAGCUGCUAUCGGUGGAGGUCAGCCUGGAUUCUGACUCUCAGAGGACUCAGGAGAAACAGAAUGGGAGGGCCUGGUGCACAGAAAAGGACUACACCCCCUCCAUGAUGGGCCUGUGUGGAUCCUUGGCGUCCUUCCCAAGCUGCAAAUCUCUGACUAGCCUGAAGUCCAGCGAGUGCCUGGUCAACAUCAGCACAGAGAACAGUCCUGCCCUCUCUCCCAGCUAGGGGGCACCAAAGAAACACUGCCAAAAAACAUUAAGACGCUCCGGCGUGAAAAUAAUACGACUGUUCUCGGUGGGCGGACAGACGCUUAACAGACUUGAGUCCCUUUACUUUUACAACCCAGCACUCUCAGCUUACACCUGUUGUGGAAGAGCAGCCUGCACGCUCUCUGGGCCUGUGCAGCAAAGAUGCAGGAGCAAGCUGCUGCACUGCCUCAUGGCCUCCUUCAGCGUCAUUGCCUUUCAUUGUCGUGACAUCAUUAAGCCUCCUGCACUGUAAAGCAGCCGGUUUAGAUCUGACCUUCUUUCACUUACAGUCACCCAUCUGAACCGGUCCCAUUCAUCGAAGCUCACUGUAGGGUCGUUCUGUGUGUCGCUGUCCUUUUGUCUGCGUCUUAUCGAUCUGUCAGCCUAUCUUACUCUGCCUGUUGAAUAACACUGACAGGAUGGGUGAGCUGCUAUAACCUUAUGGAGAAACAGCCCUAUUAUAUACUGUUACAGGAGCGUGAAAAGAGUUUAGAACAGAAGCUUUUAAUGUGGUGAGUCAGAUGGUUUAUGAUGAAGAUUAUUUAAAAAAAUAAAUAACAGAAGCUACUUUAUGAUAUUAGAAUCAAUGACAGUUUAGACCUUAUUCAAUCAUAUGCUAGGUUAGACACACAUGUCAGGCUGCAGAGGUUUGUGGAGACGUCACAGUGUGAACAUUUAAAAAAUAAAACAAAUCUGUUGCAUACAAACGCAGAGUUUAUUGUGACUAUGCAGAAUGAGUGUUGUCCUUGUCUUUUUCUACAAACAUAGCUUCAUAGAAUAGUUUGAGCAGGAGAGAAAUAGUGAAUGUGCAACAUGCGUAUGCCAUUUUUUUUCUUUCUGUGAGCUUUCCUUUUCUGUUACAGUUACAUCCAUGACAUACUCACCUGUGUCAGUCACACAUGUGUAAAUUGCUUUUUAAUGCGGCAUUUUUGAGAGUUGGGAAACAUUUAAAACUGCAA
Molecule: messenger RNA, 2521 nt
Organism: Oreochromis aureus
Lineage: Eukaryota; Metazoa; Chordata; Actinopteri; Cichliformes; Cichlidae
Gene: rundc3ab
Product: RUN domain containing 3Ab
Exons: 11
Coding region: 256-1539 (427 amino acids)
Cellular component (GO): cytosol
Source: RefSeq, a predicted model, not a curated record